AUGGCGUCGCUGCUGCUGCUCCGGCAGCUGAGCCACGCCGGUGCCUCCUCUCGCGCCGGCUGCCAGCCGCCGGCCGCGCCCCCCUGGAGCAAUCCCCCCGGCCAGCCCGCCUGGCGAGAUGCCAUCCGCUGCGGGGCCUCGACGCCUCGGGGCCAUCUGAUCGACGGCCGGGAGGCUGCCGAGUUCGGCGGCCACGGACGCGGCCGGCUGGGGUCCGCAUCCAUCGGCAACGGCUCGCACGCCUCGGGGGAGAUAGCGGAUGCCGUGGUGUCGACGCAGUUCGUGGCGGAGACGCUGCUCCCCACGCGGACCGGGAGCUAUCGGCUUCGCGGCUACCGCCACACGGUGAACGGCUGGAAUUCUUACACGGAGCCCGCAGUGAUCGUAUCAGGAGAUGUCCAAGACAAGGAGAACAUCCCUGUGCGGGUGCAUGAUGCAUGCUUUACCUCAGAGGUUUUGGGAUCCAUGAAAUGCGAUUGUGCUCAGCAGUUGCAGCUCGCUCUGGAGUACAUCCAGAAAAUCCCACCUGGUGUGGUUAUCUAUUUGCAGCAAGAAGGCCGUGGUAUCGGACUCGCAAACAAAAUCGCAGCAUAUGCUCUGCAGGAAGAAGGCCUGGACACUGUAGAUGCUAACCGGGCUCUGGGCUUGCCGGAUGACUGCAGAGAGUAUUCAUCAGUUGCCAAUAUCCUGAGGGAUUUGCGCAUCAAAAGCAUAAGGCUCAUGACGAACAAUCCUAGGAAGAUUUCUAUGCUUGAAGAUCUGGGGAUCUGCAUAACAGGACGCAUACCUUGUAUUGUGCGACCAGGCAAAUACAAUCAG
Messenger RNA from Ostreobium quekettii, 819 nucleotides. The record is from the annotation of a GenBank genome assembly. NCBI's taxonomy places the organism in Eukaryota, Viridiplantae, Chlorophyta, Ulvophyceae, Bryopsidales, Ostreobiaceae.